CGAUCGCUUUCAUUGCGCAUCGGCAACAUUGGUUUCUGUCGCUAAACAAUCGUUGUGGUGUUGUGUUCGUUGUCUUGUCUUGUAAUCAGCUGUGUGGUAUUUGUAUUGUUACUGUGGUCGGAAAUGGGAAUAUGGGAUAGAAGUUGUGGGUGUGUUUUUUAGAAGUAUAUAGAAAAAAUUUCAAAAUACAAGAAACCAUGUUCAGCGAUUGUGUUUCAAUAUUUUUGCUCUUGGUAUUACCUUUUACUGGAAUCGCUGAACGAUUAAACGAAUACAUCAAUACCUAUGAAACUCUUAACUACGAUACAAAAGAUGUUCAACACGCCCAUUUUAGAGCCAAAAGGUCCGCAAGUUCUGAAGCUGUCGUCCAAAUUUCAUUCAAUGCCCAUGGUCAUGACUUUCGAUUACGGAUGAAGCGAGAUCUCGACGUUUUCAAUGACAAACUAGAGAUUCACGGACCUGAAGGAAUGCUCGAUCUCGAUACAUCCCAUAUCUACCAAGGAAAUAUUUUAGGUGUACCAAAUAGUUCCGCCUUUGGAUCAAUAAUAGAUGGCGUGUUUGAAGGAAAAAUAAUAAUGCCAAAGAAGGGUUCGUACUACGUAGAAAAAGCCCACCAUUAUUUCCCUCAUGCAACCCAUCCGAACAAAACUUUUCACAGUGUCAUAUAUCACGAAGAUCACGUUGAGGAUCCUUAUGCAAAUAUUAGAAAAGGACACUCAGCUGGUUGCGGUAUCAAUGACGAAGUAAUCCAGUGGAUGAACAAAAUACAGUUUUCCGGUGAAGGAGAUCCGCCCAUUUCACCUCCUGUAUCGGAAAAAUUACAAUCGGACAAAAAAUAUAUAAAUACCGAAGACGCUUUUAACAAAUACUCCAAAGAAAUGAACGAACAAACUAAAACUAGGCAUAAAAGAUCAACUAGAAGAGACGAUAAUAAGAAUACUUGUUCUCUUUAUAUACAAACGGAUCCUCUGAUAUGGAGGCACAUACGAGAAGGUUUUCCUGAACAUUUGGACCCGAAGAAACAAUCUGAAGUCAACGAAAAGACUAGAGAAGAAAUUCUGUCUCUGAUCGCCCAUCAUGUCACUGCCGUUAAUUAUAUUUAUAGGGACACUAAGUUUGAUGGAAGGAACGAGCAUCGUAAUAUCAAAUUUGAAGUACAGAGAAUUAAAAUUGACGACGAUUCCUCAUGCCGCUGUUACCACAGAGGCUGCGGCGAGAUCAACCAAUUCUGCCUAGAAAACAUAGACGUCAGCAAUUUCCUCAACAUCCAUUCGUUAGGCAACCACGAAGAUUUUUGCCUAGCGUACGUGUUCACUUACAGAGACUUCACCGGAGGUACAUUGGGACUGGCUUGGGUCGCUAGUGCUUCCGGAGCCUCCGGCGGUAUCUGCGAAAAAUACAAAACUUACACGGAAACCAUCGGUGGAAUGUAUCAGUCGACGAAGAGGUCGUUGAAUACUGGUAUUAUCACGUUUGUGAAUUAUAAUAGUCGAGUGCCGCCGAAGGUAUCGCAGUUGACGCUGGCGCAUGAAAUUGGACAUAAUUUUGGUUCGCCGCACGACUAUCCACCCGAAUGUCGACCGGGAGGACCGAACGGUAACUACAUAAUGUUCGCGUCUGCCACCAGCGGCGAUCGUCCAAACAACAGCAAAUUCUCCAGCUGCAGCAUCGGUAACAUCAGUAACGUUCUCGAUGCCAUCGAAGAGAAGAAGAAGAGGAAUUGUUUCACGACGUCGGCCGGUGCUUUCUGCGGUAACAAGAUCGUCGAAGCGGGAGAGGAAUGCGAUUGUGGAUAUGACGAUAAGGAAUGCAAGGACCAGUGUUGCUAUCCGAGAAUAGUCAGCGUGAGGGAUAGGGAAUUGAAUAGAACGGCGUUUGGAUGUACGCGAAGAAAAGACACGGAUUGCAGUCCUAGUCAAGGUCCCUGUUGCAAUAGCGAGUGCCAUUUCAUUCCCGUAUACCAAGGGGAAGAAUGCAAAAUGGAAUCCGAUUGUUCGCGAUCCUCGAAAUGUAAUGGAACCAGUGCCGAAUGCCCGUCCCCAGUUCCCCGCGAAGACAAAACGAGAUGUAACAACGGCACUCAAUUGUGCAUUAAAGGUGAAUGUUCCGGAUCGAUUUGUCUGGAAUGGAAUCUCGAAGCUUGUUCUCUAACGACUCAAGAUCAUCCUAAUAUAGAUAAAAGAAAAUUGUGCGAAUUGGCUUGCCAGAAUGGAACCGACGUUUGUAGAAGUACCAGUGAAUUUUCGGAUAAAGUCGGUCUGCCUCCGGGCGGGAUUAGCUUGAGACCUGGAUCGCCUUGUGACAAUUUCCAAGGAUACUGCGACGUGUUCCUCAAAUGCCGUGCCGUAGAUGCAGAUGGACCUUUAGUGCGACUCAUGAAUUUGCUUUUAAAUAAAGACACCCUAAUCACCGUCGCCCAAUGGAUUACCGAAUACUGGUGGGCCGUUCUUUUGAUGGGCAUUACGUUUAUCAUUUUUAUGGGACUGUUUAUAAAAUGCUGCGCAGUCCAUACGCCUUCGUCGAAUCCCAAGAUGAAGAAAGCGCAGCGAAUUAGCGAUACUUUGAGAAGGCCCAUGAACACAUUGAGACGAAUGAGAUACCAUCACGGCGGUCCACAUAACGCGAGCGCGAGUGGUCCGUCAGGAAGAAAUCGAAGAGAACCUCCUAGCAGUAGGUCCUCGACGAGUCAAGGAGGACCUAGACCUGGUUAUGGUGAGGGUAGGGGGCAUUAUCAUGCUCCAAAAGAGUAUUCUCCACUAGCGACCGCGCCGCCGCCAUCGAACAACUUUAGCCGACAGAAUCAUCCGGAAUUGUACGCGGGCGCAUACGAGAUGAGAAACAAAGUCUGACAAGAUGAGACGCAGCAGGGCCUACCGCCUCCCGACUACCCCGGCACCCCGCUGGCCGACGUAUCGUCAUCGUUUCUUCUCGUUUGCCGAGAUGAGAGGAGCGGUAAGAAUUUGGAAGAAAGUGAUUCUGCAUCUACUAUUUAGUCGGUUUUUUAAUAAGUAAUUCGUCGGGAAGCCCUUGUGAUUACUAAAAAAAAUGAGUACUUUAGUACUGGUUUAAGCGCAAUGUUACUAACACCUAGUGUUAAUUAUAGGCGGAGAAUAUAUUCAAAGAAUUUAAAUUCUCUAUGGCGAGUUCGGUAGUUCAAUUAUGAUAAUACCAAGGCUAUUUUAAAACAAUUUAUUUGCAAAACGUCUAGUAGUAUAUGUGACACGUUUGGUGAUUUUUCCCCAGAUCUGGGGAAAAAUAUAAAUUGCAACGUCGCAAUCGGUAAUCGAAGGCAGCUACAUAAAAAAAUUGAUGUUGACUAAUGGGCAACCCUUGAAUGACGUUUUUUAUGAACGUGUUUGACGAUACCUUUGUAGCUUGUAAUAAUUAUGAUAAUACCAUGGGUGGUGAUCUGAAACAAUUUAUUUAGAAAGUCUAGUAGUAUAUGGGACACGUUUGACAAUUUUACCCAGAUCUAGGGAAAAAUUAUAAAUGGCAACUUCGCAAUCUGUAAUCGAAGAUAUAUAUAUUGGUAUCGCCAAAAGGGCAACUCCAGAGUGACGUUUUUGUGACCGCGUGUUCCACGUUGCCUUUUUAGCUUGUAAUAAUUAUGAUAAUGCCAUGAGUAAAACAAUUUAUUUAGAAAGUCUAGUAGUAUAUGGGACACUUUUAAUGAUUUUUCCCCAGAUCUGGGGAAAAAGUAUAAAUAGCAACUUCACAAUCUGUAUUCGAAGAUAGCAACAUACAAAUUGGUAUAGCCAAAAGGACAACCCCUGAGUGACGGUUCAACGUUGCCAUUUUAGCAGAAUUUUAGCGAACUACGUGAUAACUGUUUUGAAUUAAUGUCUCGCCAUUGCCCUUUUGGCGAUACUAAUCUACGUUCGCUUUAUUUGAUGAUAGAUUGCGAUGUUGUCAUUUUAAUAUUUCUACAGACCGGGAAAAAAUUAUAAAUGAUAACGACGCGUAAGCUCUUUUAGACGUCACUUCUUUUGAUGACAAUUUGUGACGUUGCAACGCCCUUUACAAAACCUUAAAUUGCGUUGACAGACUUUUGCAUAUUUUUCACCAGAUCUGGGGAAAAUAUUCAAAAGUGGCCUUGUCAACUCCCAGUGAUUCGUUUUGCAAAUGGUACGUUUCUAUUUUGACACAAUUGGAGUCAAUGUCUAAUAAAAGUUUAAUAUGGAUAGGAUCGCCUUUGUUUGCAUUCACUCCAAAAAUGUAGUACCAAAGUUUGAUGUAUCCGUAAGCAACUAUUAUUAUUAGUUUGUUUUAAAUUCCUAUUAGAAUCAUUUUUGGGUAAUUUAUAAUUUAAAAGGAACUAAAAAUGGUGUUUAUACUUUUUGUAUCCCCAUUUUGAGGUGUUUAAACUGUACAUAUUUAAUGUUUACUUUUGAAAUUAUUUUAUUUUCUAUCUGUUGGUAACAUUGUGCUUAAAUAGGUAUAAUUUUCUGCGAUUUACAUGAAAAGUUGGUAAGUUUAAAUAAAUAUUUUGUUGAAACAUUUAAGACGGGCGAAAUUAUUUAUCGGGGAGUAAGAUUUAAAAAUUUUAACUUUGUUUUUUAAAUAUCUUAACAAACUCCAUAUUUGUAAAAAAAAUUAGUUUUCGUCCUUAUUAAAUGAGAAUUCUUUGUUUGUGUAAUUUUUCCGAAUUCUUGUUAAACCGACAAAAUUAUUUAACUGCCACUUUUUUGUUAAUUUUCAUGCAAGUCGCAAGAAAAAACGUGUGUGCAUGUAAGUAUAAAAAGUGUUGGUGAUUUUCUACACUGCCAAUCUACAUCGGUAGAUUUAUAUAUCAAGAAAUUUAAAAAGUGUGUAUUUACAACAUUUCUUUAAAGUCGUCUAUAAUUUCAUUCUUGUAUGCUAUUCAAUUUAUUUAAUCACAACCUGCGAUCAACAAUUACUAUCUAAUGUUAUUCUUGACAACAUUUGAUUUUACUCCCUUAGCCUUUUUAAAUACAUAAAAAAAGGUAAAGGUGUAAAAACAAAUGUCAAAAAUAAAAUAAAAAGGGAAAGUAACGUGGCAACGUAACAAUAAAUUAAACCGCAUAUAUUUGAUAGGUUGAUUUGAAAAUUAAUCUUGUAAAUGUUCAACUUUCAAGGUAAUAGUUACAUCCACAUAAAGUGGUCCAAGUUCCUGAACGUUUUCUUGUCAAAUUAUUUCGAACAACAUAUUUGUAUUAAUCGUAUAUUUAUAUAUGUAAUAAAUUUUAAGUAGUUUAUUAUUUUUAUAAAUAUAUCGCUACCUCAGUUCAAAAAAGAAAUAUCUUAAAUUAGCGCAUUUAGUUUAUUUCUGUUUAAAAUAAAAUUUUGAGAAAAUUUUGUGAGUUUUAGAAAGCAAUGUCGAUGUUUAUUAUCAUGACAAGACAUCUCUUCGUUGUUUUUAUUUUAAAUUGGACAAUAUUCGAUAUUUUUAAUAUGUUUGUACAAAUAUCUUAUUUUUUAACUUAUUUCCUUUCUGAAUUGAAGUAAAAAAUAUUAAUUCAUAUUCCUAACAACAAUAUAAUAAUUGUUUUACAUUACAUGCACACUGACAAUAUUGUAACUCAUUUAUUGUGAUUUUUAGUGAAUCUCGGGUUGGACUUCUCGGUUUUAUUAUUGUUUUACCUUACACAAAACUAUUUGUAACAAAAAAUAUUUCGGCCAAUGUGCUCUGUGAUUGAACGUUACACGGAACUUUUCGAAAAGUGCGUGUGAAAACUUAAAUGUAAAAUUUAAGAAGAAAAGUAUAAAUAAAACGGGUGCAUUUAUAUUAAUAGUCACUGUUAAUUUUGAGGGUUGGUUUUUAUAAAUUUUUUUUUUUUUAAUAAUAAAAUAAUAGUCCUGGCGUUACGCGAAAUUUUGGUUUUUAAAAUUUGAUGGUAGGAAUUUUAGAAAACUUUUUGUGUCAAAAUAUAGAAAACUUUUUUAUUAUUAAUUAUAAUAACAAAAAGUUAUUUUAUAUAAAACGUUUUGUAGUGUCUAGAACGCAUAAUACAAUCAAUAAAUAUAAAACAUGUUCAGUCGUAUACAAGGUUUGUCAAAAAUAUUAAUUUUAAUUGAAAAAUUUAAAUAAAUUGAAUCGAAUUCGAAUAAAUUCCAAUAAAUCAAAAAAAAAUUGAAAUAAAUUCAUGUUUAUUAAAAUUUAUUGAAAUAUAUUAAACUAAAAUAAUUAAUUUCACGAAUUCAACUGAGAAUAACAACGCAUAAGAUCUUUUAGACAUCACUUCUUUUGAUGACAAAUUAUAAAACCUUUAAUAGCGCGUUGACAGACUUUUGCAUAUUUUCCCCAGAUCUGGGGAAAAUCUUCAAAAAUUGCCUUGUCAGCUCGCAGUGAAGCGAUUUGCAAAGGGUACUACUAGUUUGAUGCAGUUGGUGUCAUUAUACGUCGUUUCUUUUGAUAACAGAUUGCGACGCUGCGAUUUCGAUUUUUCCUCGGAUCUGGAGAAAAAUUAUAAAUGGCAACGUCGUAAUAUGUCAUCGACGAAAGCAAAAAAUUAAAAUAUAUUCAACAAAAAAAAUUAUUUCUAUCGAACGUUCGAUAAGACUUUUCUUUUUUAGUUUGGACAUAAAAAUUUCUCUUAUUUCUUUUUGCAUAGUACUUAGUUUUGUUUCGCAUCAAUAAUUGUAUAACGGGGUGAUUAAUUUAGUUUAUUCCUGGAUACUUUUGCCACUAACGUCCUGUUUUUAUAUAAAUUAGAUUUAGACUUCUUAAUUGCCGUUUUCCUUGAUUAGGUAAAAAAAUUCUUCGAACUUUUUAAAGUAUACUGCUACAUUAAAAAUUAGCUUAGUUACCGAAUGUUUUCACCAGUUUGAAAUAAUUUUAAUUCAAAAUCGUUUUAAACUUUAAAUUGAACAUGUAUGUCAAUAAUUUUGACUACUAAAACGUAUCGCACCCUUGCUUCAAAAGUGACAACUCAAAAUUCGUAUAAUUUUAGUUAAUACUUUAAAUUUUAUAGUAUACAACCCUACAUUGAUGCUCAAAAUUUUUUUUACGUGUUAAUAAUUUAAUAAUGUUAUUCAUUCACAAUGUGAAUUUUGAGUUGUGUCACUUUUGAAGCAAGGGUGCGAUAUUAUUAAUUAAUAACAAUUUGUCUUAUAUUUACUAAAACGAAUGGAACGCAGUUUUUAAUUCUAAUGAACUUUUCGUUAUAACAAUUUUCGAUAUUGUACUUAAACAAAAUUCAUAUUUUUUGAUAAACCUCGUAUACAACUAAAAACUGAUUGUUGUAUUAUUUUUAUAAAAUUCAUAAUACAAAGUUUUCUAUAUGAUUCUAACUCGAAGUAGAUACAUUGUUAUAUAUUUAAAAAAAAAUCCUUGUAGAUAUACCAAGGAGAAUAUUUAGUUGUUGUUGAUUGAGUGCAUUUACUCUAAUGCUUGUUGAUAUUAGUUUCUAUUUUUAAGAGAACCCUAAUUCCCAUAAAAGAAUGCAAAGCAUAAUCUUUUAAAUCUAUAGUUAAAUUACUAUAUGAUUUUAUUCUUGACAACAUUCGAUUUUACCCCUUUAGCUUUUUUAAAUACAUAGAAGAUGAAACAAAAUUCCUACAAAAGAAUUGAAAUAAAUAAAAAAUUUUAAUCUUUUAAUUCGACUUCUUUUGUAGGAAUUUUAAAUUUAAUUUCUUAAAUUUUAAAAAAGCUAAAGCAGUAAAAUCAAAUGUUAAAAAUAAAAUAAGCAACAUAUUAUUUUGCAAUCACUCUAUACGAUCUCAUUUUUUUAAUUUAUAAAAUAAAUGUUGAGCAUAACUAACAAAAAUGUAAAUAGAAAUCAUUCCUUCGUUUAGUAGACGAUUUAUUCCAUUUACAUACACCUAAAUGUGAUUCAUUAUUUUCUAUUGUUAGUAUUAGCACGCAAUGGCGUAAUUUUCAACUUCUUAAUAGUCGUAAUCCAACGAAUUUUGUUUGGAUAAAAAUGACAUUUGCUCAAAAAAUCGUUGAGAAACUGAUUUUUUAAGUUUUAUAGAUUUAUUUAAAAGAAUUUCUCUACUCUCUGUAUAUGUAAGAUAUGGAGAGGACUAGAAAAGAAACGAAAAACAUUUACUGCUUUUCUUUCACAAUUUUAACAUUAUUACUUUUACUUCCUUCCCUACGUCACUCCAUAGGUAAUGCUGUUGAUUAUUUUUUGAAAGCAUGUUUGUCUCUGCUGCGUUUUCUUUAACAGCUUUACUGUGUCAUAUAUGGUUCCUUUCAGUGCUGAUUUGCCCUUGGUUAAUAAUUUCUCAUGAUAGGAGAUCCGGUGAUUAGGGUGGAUGUUCUAAAAACCUCUUGAUUGAUUUUAUUCUUGAUAACAUUUUAUUACAUCUUUGGCUUUCUUAAAUACGCAAAAGAUAAAAUUUAAAACUCGUACCAAAAAAGUCGAAACAAAAACAUUUUUUUUUUUUUAAUAUCUUUUUAAAUAAAUUUAACGUGUGGUAUUUACUAUACAAAAGAUAUUUAAAAAAUAGGAAACCUCUUAAUAUAUAGUUCAAUGAUCACUUGAAUACUUGAGUGUAUGAUAAAUAGUCAUCUUCAUUUUUUUUUAAUAAUGUAUACGUUUAUGUGGAAGAUUUUCUGAUGUUUCACAAGAAAUGUUAUAUAUUGACAUGUUGUUAUACUUAAACAUGUGAAUGUGCGCCCUCGCCAUUUAUCUGCAGAAUGAUCAAUCACAGCCACACCUCGAAAAUACACGGAUUUUUAUUUAUCGUUCAAAAGUUUUAUACAAAUAAGACAGGAAAUUUUAAAUUUUGUGUUUUUUCACUAAUUUUUGGAAGUAAUUUAAAAUUUUUGUUUGGUUUAGCUUCAAUAAUCUUAAGAAUUGUCAUUAAAGUAUAAAUGUUGUGUUAAAAUUUUAGCAAAAUAUGUUAUUUUUUAUUAUAAAAUAGAUUUGAAAUUAUUUUUGACACACUUUAAAAAGUUUUCGAGUUUCUUAUCAUCAUUUUAUCGUUGGGAUUCAACAUUGUGUAGCUUGGACUAUAAUCUGUGUUACGUGGUGACCAGGUAGAUUUGGAGGACUCUAGUCAAGAGAUGAACAAAGCUUUUUUUUAAAAAAGCCAACCCUAAAGUGUUUAUAUCAAUGUGAACAAUGUUAAUUAUCAUACUUUCUUUUAUGUAGGUAAUUUUUUUUAUUUAAUGUUUGGCUUCCUUUACAUGAAAGGCUGAUUUUGUCUCGGUAAGAUAAUCUUUUUGUACCCGUAAAUGAAUAAUUUUUUUGUAAUAAAUAUAUUUAUAA
Molecule: messenger RNA, 9179 nt
Organism: Psylliodes chrysocephalus
Lineage: Eukaryota; Metazoa; Arthropoda; Insecta; Coleoptera; Chrysomelidae
Source: the annotation of a GenBank genome assembly